ACGACUACUUUGUAAACUUCCGAGUUUGAGAAACGACAGAAUGUCUGACUACUGGAUAUCUAUUCCUCGAAAAUUUUGUGAAUUCUGCAAAUGUUGGAUAACUGACAAUAAACCAAGUGUCGACUUUCAUGAAAGAGGGAAAAGACACCAAGAAAAUGUCAAGAAAAAGAUUGACGAUGUUAAGAAAAAGAGUUUGGAGAAAGCUCAGAAGGAUGAAGAGAUGAACAGCGAUAUCAAGAAAAUGGAACAGGCUGCUCUAGAAGCAUUCAGGAAAGAUUUAGCAAACAACCCAGAAAUGGCAGCCAGAUAUGCUGCAAAGCUGAAAGCAGCAAGAGAAGCUGAAGAACUAAAAGAGAAGAAAUCGAAGCCUUCCAAAACAAAACCUGUGGAUGAGAAGACAGCGAGUGAUAGCUCGCAGACAGCGAGUCAGGAGAUCCACGAGUGGUAUGAAGCGAAAUCUGCAGAGGGUUAUACGUAUUACUGGAGCACUGUAACAGGAGCUUCCGUGUGGGAAGCCCCUGACAGUUACGUUUCCCUGGCAGAACAAGAGAGUAAAGCAGAAGAAGCUCUGGGAAAGAACUCGCCAGAAUUAAAAUCGGAUACCUCAAAAGACCAAAAAGAAUCUUCAACUUCUACUUCUGCUGCUGCUGCUGAUGAUGAUGAUGUGUCACCAGACAUGAUUCCUCUGCCGGUGAAUGUUCCCAGUCCGAGUGAGAUACCUCUCCCGAGUGAGACCAGUCUGGUACCUGCCAGCACAGAUAACAUUCCUGCUGCUCCUGAACCGGAGACUCCGCGAGAAGAUCCACGCUGGGCUCGUGCUGCAUACGGCUCGUGGGAAACGGUCAAAGUGGAAGAGCCAGUAUAUGUGGAUUUAGAGCUGCCUCAGCCUGCUCAAGGCACAGAAGUUAGUGAUAUUCCUCUCCCGGGCAUGGUGCCUUCGGAACCCAAGGUCAAAUUCAAAGAGAAGAAGGUUGUCUCCCUUGGGAGCAAGGAUGGUGCUCCUGUUGCAUUCAAGAAAAGGAAAUUGGGAGCCAAUGUAAGAAGUAUGAGGAAGCGAGAUGACGACGAUGUCUGACACUGUUUUCAGUUUUAAGCAUGGACUGAAAUAAAUGCACAUGUGUAAGUGUGACCGUUUCCAGUGUGGUGAGUUAAAAACUCUUGAGAUGUGGAAAACGGUAUAGAAGCAGAUUGAGCUGUAAGACUAACAGCCGUGAACAAAUAACCAUGGGCCGUCUUGAGGCUUCACUACCGGCCGAGCUGGUAGGUGUCCAGUCUGCUAACCAGUACCGGCUCAAGCCCAGAGUGAGCUGACAGUUCAUUAGUGAGAGUUAUUAUCUCCCCGUCUUCAGGGUGAGAGCAGUACACAGCAGAGUGAACCCCUCUUCAAUGCUAUCCCAAGUACAUAGGAAUAAAAUGGCAUGUACAUCAAAA
Gigantopelta aegis is the source of this 1431-nucleotide messenger RNA. RefSeq names its product WW domain-binding protein 4-like. Gene Ontology annotation, biological process: mRNA splicing, via spliceosome. The record is from RefSeq and is a predicted model, not a curated record. Lineage: Eukaryota; Metazoa; Mollusca; Gastropoda; Neomphalida; Peltospiridae. Gene Ontology annotation, molecular function: protein binding; zinc ion binding; RNA binding. The transcript is spliced from 9 exons. Bases 41 to 1075 code for a protein of 344 amino acids. Gene Ontology annotation, cellular component: nucleus; precatalytic spliceosome.